Molecule: messenger RNA, 408 nt
Organism: Vicia faba (fava bean)
Lineage: Eukaryota; Viridiplantae; Streptophyta; Magnoliopsida; Fabales; Fabaceae
Source: the annotation of a GenBank genome assembly
AUGGGAAACUGUUGCAAACCAGCAUCAUCAAUGGAAUGGGGUGGAGAGGAUUGGGAAUCUUUGAAGGUGUUUGACGAAGCUUCUCAUCUUGAUCAUCAUCAGAAUAAGGAGAAUGGUGUAUUGGAAAAGCUUAGAGAUUCUUGUGAUGCAAAUGGAAAGGUGACGUUGAAGAUUUCAAAGAGCGAGUUAGCUGAAUUAUUAGAUGCGAUACAACAAAAUAAUAAUAAUAAUAAUAACAAUAAUAACAACGAUCAUCAACAGCCUCAACAUCAUAUAAAGAAGAUGAAGAAGAAGAAGGAAUUCGGUUCUGCAGAACAAAUUCUUUAUCGGUUAAUAAAAGCUAGAGAUCAUGAAAUUGAAAGAAAUCAUCACUGGAAACCGGUGCUAGAAACUAUUCCUGAAUGUUAA